AUGGACUCCAACCUCGCGCUUGUCCAUGGUCCCACGGAGCCUGCUCUGUGGUCGAAAACUCUAGGUAGCUUUGUGGAUGAACAGGCAUCUCGGUUAGACAAUCGAACUUCUAUCAUAUUCCCAUGGCAAUCGGUGCGACUGUCAUACAGUCAAUUGGCCGACCGGAGCAAGGUCCUUGCCAGGGCAAUGCUAGAAAUGGGCCUGCGCCAUGGUGAUUGUGUUGGUAUAAUGGCAGGAAACUGCUAUCAAUACAUCGAGGUAUUCCUUGGCGGUGCGAGAAUUGGAUGCCCGGUAGUGGUUUUGAAUAACACAUACACACUUGAAGAGCUACAGAAUGCUGUGCAGGGAAGUUCUUGUCGACUAGUCUUCAUCGCCUCUCGCAUUGGCACACGAGAUUUCUCAAGCCAUAUUAAAAUCCUUCGGGGAAACCGGCCUACAAACCCAGCACUACCGGAACUGCGGCGUGUUGUCUGUCUUGGAAACGAUGCAAUUAGACAAACCGGGGUGGAAAUGCAAUCAUACAACACAUUCGCAUCCAAUGGUAAUUCUGUUUUCAUGAAUGAUCAUGUACUGAAACGCGCCGAGAAUAAUGUUACUCCCGAUGAUGUCCUAAACUUACAAUUUACAUCCGGUACUACUGGCUCACCAAAAGCUGCUAUGCUAACACAUGUCAACCUUCUCAACAAUGCUCACUUCGUUGGUGAUGCUAUGAAACUUACCCCCGAGGAUGUUAUAUGCUGCCCGCCUCCUUUAUUCCACUGCUUCGGUCUUGUACUAGGCUUCCUGGCUUCAUUCACGCACGGAAGUUCCAUCGUAUUCCCGUCCGAUUUCUUCAACGCUCAAAGGGUUGUCGACGCGAUCGUGAGCGAGGACGCCACCGUUCUUCUGGGCGUCCCAACAAUGUAUGUGUCCGAGCUCGAGGUCAUGGCGAAAACAGGCCAGAGGCCUCGACGACUGAGAACAGGUCUUGCCUCUGGCUCUGCAGUGUCGCAGGGUCUUAUGAAUGAGCUGCAGGCAAAAAUGGGCGUUGAGAAGAUGUUGAUUGCCUAUGGCAUGACUGAGACGAGUCCUGUCACUUUCAUCACUGCACUUAAUGACUCAAAUGAGAAGGGUACUACAACUGUUGGGAAAGCUGUUCCGCAUACAGCUGCAAAGGUUAUUGAUCAGAGUGGCAAGGUCGUCGCUAGAGGAGAGCGAGGGGAGCUAUGUACAAGCGGUUUUGCUUUGCAAAAGGGAUACUGGAACAAUGAAGAGAAGACCAAGGAGGCUAUGAGGCGAGAUGAGAGCGGAGUGUUGUGGAUGAAUACUGGUGAUGAAGCUCUUCUCGAUAGUGAUGGAUACGCACACAUCACCAGUCGAAUCAAGGAUAUCAUUAUUCGAGGUGGUGAAAACAUCUUUCCGCGAGAAAUUGAAGAGCGACUUAUGCAACAUGCCUCCAUUAGUGAGGCCAGCGUGGUUGGGAUCAAGGACGAAAGAUAUGGUGAGGUCGUUGGUUGUUUCCUCAAGGCGACUGAAGGAACUUCCAAGGUCACCGAUUCAGAGGUGAAACAGUGGAUCAACGAGACACUAGGCCGGCAUAAGGUGCCCCAGUACGUAUUCUGGAUCGGAGAGCCCAAGGUUGGAGAGGAUUUCCCUAAGACGGGCAGUGGCAAACAUCAGAAACACAUUAUGCGGGAUAUUGGGAACCGGUUGGUUGAGCGCAGUACAAUGAAAGCAAAGAUAUAG
Aspergillus ruber CBS 135680 is the source of this 1725-nucleotide messenger RNA. RefSeq names its product acetyl-CoA synthetase-like protein. Bases 1 to 1725 code for a protein of 574 amino acids. NCBI's taxonomy places the organism in Eukaryota, Fungi, Ascomycota, Eurotiomycetes, Eurotiales, Aspergillaceae. Gene Ontology annotation, biological process: fatty acid metabolic process. The transcript is spliced from 5 exons. The record is from RefSeq and is a predicted model, not a curated record. Gene Ontology annotation, molecular function: medium-chain fatty acid-CoA ligase activity.